CUGACGGAGGCAAGAACUACUCAAAUUACUUGUUGAAUAGAAAAUAUCGAGUGCUAGUCUUUUUUUCAUUUCAGACUACCUGUGAAAAUAGAUUAAAUGAUUAUUGUAUUUCAAAAUACAAUAACAUUAAUGAUUGUUGUGCUUAUCUAGAUUACUCAUCAAUUUUUAGAAAAUUUACCUUUUUAAAAUAUUAAUGUUUCUAUGAGAGAUGGAUAAAUAUUGAAAUCACUACAAAAAUGCAUCAAAAAUUAUUAUUCAAUGAUAAUUUUCAAGUAAUGUUGGCUAUCAACGCAGAUUAAUAAGACUGGAUCACCACGACAAUAAAUACAAAUAGAACAGACAAUAAACUUUGCGAUCAGUAUUUAAUGCAGUUAAGACCAUGGUGUUAAAGAAAAAUUUGAAAAAUAGCUUCAAAAUUGCCGAAGAAAAGAGAAAACUAGAAACUGAAGUGCCACUUGCCGAAAAAAAUAAAAUAGAACAAUAUUCAAACAAACAAGAAAAUGAAGUAGAAAAUACAUUCAUGAACAUAGAUAAUGAUUACGAGGCACCAGAUGGUGGAUGGGGAUGGAUGGUCACCCUCGGGCUCAUUGUUGUUUUCGUAACAACCAUUGGGCCUAAUGCUUCAUUCACAGUUAUUUUUGGUGAUUUUUUUGAUUCAACGGGAGCAGCUGGUUCAGUUACUACAAUGUUGAAUUCAUUGUUCAAUGUAACAUAUUCUUUAGCUAGUUUAGUGACUAGUCCCCUUUUGAAGCAGUUCUCCAUGAGAACAGUAGGUGUAAUUGGCGCUAUGUUAUUUGCAGUACCGAAUGUUACCUUAGGGUACAUACGUCAUGUCAUAGAAAUGGCUGUGAUAUUUUUUUUCCAAGGCAUUGGUAUGGGACUACUAUUUACUAUAUGUAACACCAAUUUUAAUGCCUACUUUGAAAAAAAGAGAUCAAUGGUGAUGGGAGUGUCGCAAGCUAUCGUUGGUGCAGGUGGGAUUGUAUAUCCAAUAUUAAUUGAGUUUAUGAUGGAAGAAUAUGGAUUUAGAGGAACUUCACUAAUUAUAGGAGCAUUAAGUCUCAAUUGUAUUCCGGCUAUGGCACUAAUGAAGCCACCUGCGAUUUGGAAGGCUAAAAUUCGUGCUAGAAAAUCAACAAAGGAAAAUACACUAGCAGAGGAACGAGAAGAACUGCUGUCUACAGCGAACUCUCAGCCGAAACCCCGUGAAGUAGAUGUCCUUAAGAAAAAUGAAAAAUGGAAUAGUACGAGGAGUUUGCAAGAAGAGAAGAGAAUUGAUGUUCCGGAACUGAUGUCUGAAGUAAGAGUUGCUUCAGUCUCGGACGUAGAAAAAGGAGUUCAAAGGGGUCGUAGCAUGUCUUUAUUACCAAUUGGUCGACCAAAUUGGAGCAAGACGCGAAAGAAUUCUUUAUUGGCUAGUUUCACUCCAUCAAGUUUGACAAACAUUCGAGUGCUGCCCGGUAGCGAAAGCUUGAACCAAGCGGUUCUACAAUUUGGAGUACCUAGAAUGGCUAUUAACGAAGACGACAGGGAUAGUGAACCAAGAGAAGCCGUCGGAAUUCGGAAAAAGGUGGAAAAUUCAAAAACUAAAAGGCGUAUACUAGAUAGUUUAAUUGAUUUUUCUCUACUUAAAAAUCGCUCUUUCUUGAAUGCAUGCCUAGGACUAAGUUUCGUAUCUACUAGUGACUUCACAUUCUUAGGAUUUCUACCGAUGAUGAUGUCUCGAAAUGGGUUCACAAAAGCCGACGCCGCUCUAGCAAUAACUGUAUCUGCUAGUGCUGAGUUAAUAUCGCGCAUUUGUUUAGCAGUAUUUACUAUUUUUGUUGAUGUUAGACCAAAAGUAAUCUAUUUCGGAGCAAUGAUUCUUAUGACUUUUGCUAAAGCUGGCUAUCUCUAUCUAGAGGACACGCUGACGGGUACAAUAAGCAUGGUCGUAGUAAUAGGCUUCACACGCUCGUGGUUACUCGUGCCCCAGCCACUUGUUGUCGUGGAAGACAUCGGAGUCGACCAGAUUGCCGCCGCUUACGGCGUCUACGGUAUUGUUAGUGGCGUUAUAUCUGUCAUAUUGGGUCCCUUUGCCGGUUUCAUAAAAGACUGGACUGAUAGUUUCACUGUGUGCCAAGUUGUACUUCUGGUAAUGAAUGCAUUAUUUAUUGUGCCGUGGGGAAUGGAAUUAGCAAUGGAUAGAAGAAACAUUCUAAAUAAUAAUCACUCGUGAUGUGUCUUACGUAAUG
This is a messenger RNA of Phymastichus coffea, 2234 nucleotides long. Its product is annotated as monocarboxylate transporter 14-like. Gene Ontology annotation, molecular function: monocarboxylic acid transmembrane transporter activity. NCBI's taxonomy places the organism in Eukaryota, Metazoa, Arthropoda, Insecta, Hymenoptera, Eulophidae. The record is from RefSeq and is a predicted model, not a curated record. The coding region runs from base 380 to 2218 and encodes 612 amino acids. Gene Ontology annotation, biological process: transmembrane transport; monocarboxylic acid transport. The transcript has 10 exons.